Adineta ricciae is the source of this 1299-nucleotide messenger RNA. Lineage: Eukaryota; Metazoa; Rotifera; Eurotatoria; Adinetida; Adinetidae. The record is from the annotation of a GenBank genome assembly.
AUGGAACUGUGGUAUUCAGGUGCUGUUGUUGACGCUGUGCGUGAGGCUAAAUCACGCCGAGCUCUUUUUAUUGUUUAUGUUCGCGAUGAUAACGAGCAGUCGGAAGUCGUGGACAAACUCUGGUCGGAUGUAUGGGCAGUAAUAAAUGAUACGUCCAAUAUGAUCGUUCUACGUUUGAACAAAGGUUCAGAAGGAUGUGAUCAAUUUACAGCAAUCUACAAAGUGCAAACAUAUCCAACAAUUUAUUUUAUUAACGGUCAAAAUGGCCAAGUCUUGAAAGUGGUCGAACAAAUAGGAGAAGAUUCCAGUAAAUUGCAUGAACUUAUCGAAGAGUCAUUGAAAAUAAUCGCACCAAAACAAGAGGCAUCGCCGCAAGUAACAAAAAGCGUCGAAGAAAAAGUUGCUGAAGCUCGUGCACGUCUUAAAGAAAUUUAUGAUAAACGCGAAGAAGAAGCAAAAGCCAAAGAAAAAGAAGAUGAAAUCAAUCGUCGCCGUCUCGGACAACAAAUUCAAUUGGAUAAGCAAAAGAAAGACGAAGAACUCUUACGUAAACAAGCCGAAGAAAUACGACGCGACCGCCUUGAGCAACAGAAAUUACAAGAAAAGAUUAAAGCACAAAUUCAACAAGAUCGUGAAGAGAAACGUCGCAAGUUCGAGCAAGAACAUUCAUCACCGCCCGAACAAGCCAAAGCUAAAGUUACGACAGCCGACGUCGAAACACCAAAGAUCAACUAUACUCGUUCACGUUUACAAUUCCGUUUGACUGACGGUUCAUUUUUCACCGAGGAUUUUCCAUGUGAUGUUCACAUGAAAGAUGUUUAUGCAUAUUUGAACGAAACAUUACCAGCUGAUCAAUAUAGAGUCGGUUCCUAUAUACUGCGUACAACACAUACGCGUGUAACAUUAACAAUUGACAAUCCGAGUACAUUGAAAGAAUUAGAACUGGUUCCAACAGCUGUUCUACUCGUUAUAAAUCGCGGCAAUGUUCAUAGUUCUUCGUCUGCUGUGAGUUCAACUAAUGUUUUUCAAUCCAUUCCAUUGGUUUUUACAUGGUUCAUGAUGCAAUUCAAUUUUGUAUAUCAACUUGUUUUUGCAAAAUUAUUUGGUAAUCGUCCCCAACAGCCAGAACAAACGAGAUCAACGUCGCGAGUAACAAACGACCGCCAAGUCAAUAAAUCAGAGAAUUUCAAAACGGAUUCAACUAGUAAAUCAACCGUUCGUCGAUUUCAUAAUACACAAGAUGAUAGUGAUGAUGAAGAAAAACGCACAUGGAAUGGAAACUCGACACAACAAUUGUGA